AUGUCACCCCCCCCCCCCCACGGCACGGCUCUGAAUGUUGAUAUACUAAAUGUACAAAAUGACAAUGACACCGUGGAAAUUGAACAUAUAACUCCUCAACAUAUUGAAGACAUCCUGGGUAAUAUAAAUAGUGAAAUAAGAUAUGAAUAUGAUGAUUUAUCAGCUAGUAUUGUUGUCGUGGAUGCUAAUGAUGUAGACAACUAUGAUAAUUUUGUAAAUAAUAUCAGACAACAAUCACAACAUCAAAAUUAUUUAGUAGAAAAUAAUAAUGUUAUUGAUGAUCCAAUAACUAUUAGGCCUUCCACAUCUGGCCAUAUAACUUACCCAAAUAGUUCUAAUGAUUCAAGCAAUGUGCCAUUACAAACUAAAGUGUUGAAAAUAAAAAAUUUGCCCAUUUUACCAAAAAAUAAAAAAAAAAGAACAUGUACAGUAAGAAACAUACACACAGACCCUAUCAAAAAAUCAAAAAAGGCCAAAGAAAAUAAGAAAACAACUAAGUGGUUUUCUGGAAGAGAUAACCAAUUCACAAAUUCAGUUCCUCCUUUCAUUGGUAGUGAAAUAAUGAAUUAUUUGAACUAA
Messenger RNA from Myzus persicae (green peach aphid), 579 nucleotides. RefSeq lists its product as uncharacterized. The transcript is spliced from 3 exons. The coding region runs from base 1 to 579 and encodes 192 amino acids. The record is from RefSeq and is a predicted model, not a curated record. NCBI's taxonomy places the organism in Eukaryota, Metazoa, Arthropoda, Insecta, Hemiptera, Aphididae.